Molecule: messenger RNA, 1341 nt
Organism: Mesorhabditis belari
Lineage: Eukaryota; Metazoa; Nematoda; Chromadorea; Rhabditida; Rhabditidae
Source: the annotation of a GenBank genome assembly
AUGUUCAACAGAGUUUUGUCUACGAUUGAAAAUUUCCCGAACCAAGGAUGUUUCCUAAAUGGUGGAUCACCGAGGAGAAUGGAUGUAAAGGAUGAGUUAAACGAUCGAUUUCCUCAUCCAAUUUAUGGUUAUGCUGGAACUAAUGAUGGUGAAGAACCAAUGGAAACAAACGAACUAGCCAAUAUGAGCCGCGAAGACUACAAAUCGGCUGAUGAGGGUGAAGGCGACGAAUUUGAGAUUGUCAAUGGAAAACCGAGCCCAACUACGGAUGGUGAUCAAAUGAAUACUUCUACUCCACCUGAAUCAGCGGAACAUGGUUGGAUGUCAGCUCGAGACAAAACUUACCUUGCUGAUUCACCAAAAGAAGAGCUAUGGGCUUCAGCUCGGAAUCGAACUUUCAAUGCUGGCCAUGCUAAAGAUAAGGCUUUCAACGCAAACAUUCCGGUGGUAGAUGAUACCCCAGAAACGUCAGAUACUCAGCUCAUGCAAAAAGUGAAAAUGCCAGUAGUCGAACAAAAGCCACCGCCACCAUUGUUGAAAUUGGAAGAGAAUAGUGACAAUACGGCGUUCAUUACGAAACGCCCAGAAAGACAAAAGACAAUGGUCGUCUCGAGCACCAAAACAUCGCCAUCAGUCAACGCCGUCAAAGAGAUUUUUGAAAAAGCCCGAAAAAAUGGCGACUACGAGGAUGCUGAACGCGCAACUUUGGCUGUAAUUGCGAACCAUGAAAAGAUGAUGACAACUGCUCUGGCCACCAAAUUGGACCUCCUGCAAACUCAACUCUCAAAUUCCGAAGCAAACCGAGACACUUGGAAGCUGAUGCACGAGGGCACCAUAAGUGUCUUAUCAACUCAUGGACAAAAGACAGGAAAUACGGGAGGCGUUGACAGCGCGAAAUACGACCAAUUGGAGAAAAGUCACAUGCAACUGCAAAACGAACAUCAACAAAUCUAUACCAUGUACCAGAAGUCGUUUGAAUACGUUGACCAGCUGAAGGCCAUGAACAAGAACUUGAAAGAAGGCUACGAUGAGGCAAUCAAAACGGAAGAAAUCUACAAGGGUGACAUCAAAGCAAUGGCCGAGCGCUACAAUCGACUACUCGAGCACAGCAAAGAAAAGAUUGCUGCGGCUAACGAUCACGUGCGAAAAGUAGAAGAACGGGCUUCAACGGAUCGUUUGGCACUUGCAACAAAGCAAACUGCGGUGGCUUCACUCGAGCAACAACUGGAAGCCAAGGCUAACGAGAACCGAGAACUCCAAUCGAUUUGCAAUACGUUGAUGGAAAAACUUCAUAAUUUCGACACGGAAGAUGCCAGCAGCGAAGUCAGCUAUCAGGAUGCU